UUGCGAGCCAAUCGGUUGCGGGACGGGAGCGCUGGGACCAAUUGAGUUGUCGCGCCAUGGCCAAGAACAGCAGCAGCAAGAAGCAGGACAAGGCGCCCGCGAAGAAGAAGGUGCAUGCCAAGCCGACGCUCAAGAAAGGCCAGCCCUUUGCUGCCCUGAGCAAGGGCCACAAGCGUCCAUCGUCGAACGCCGCCAAAGCGACUGUAAACAAGACGGUCCAGCGACCCACCAAGCACCAAGAGCUCCAGCGCAAGCAGCGCCUCGACGAGCAAAAGAACUUUGAAGAGCGGAUGAAUGCGACCAACCUUCGGAAGGAACGCGCUGCUUCGGCGCCCGCCUUUGUCAUGGCGCCACCUACCUUCAGCUUUCUCGGGGCGAGCAACCCGUUCGUACCGGUGGCUGCGCCGGCACCGACCUCGGCCCUCGAUGCGUUCAUGCAGCCCCUCAUGGCAACCGAGCAGGCGCCCACGGUGGCGCCCGUCCGCGUUCAAGCCCGCGUGUCCAAGCCCAAGAACGUGUUUGCUGCGCUCCAGGACGACGACGACGACGACGAGAUGGCGCCGCCGCCGAUGCUCUUUCAGAUGAAACCUGCGAGCUUCCGGAUUGCACCGCCCAUGUUUGAUCCUGACCUGUAAUAGUACUAAGUACCAACUCUCCACGAACGAUUCGAAUGAUGGUGACUCGUCUUUGCCACUGGUGUA
Saprolegnia diclina VS20 is the source of this 701-nucleotide messenger RNA. RefSeq lists its product as hypothetical. The record is from RefSeq and is a predicted model, not a curated record. The transcript has 5 exons. Bases 57 to 635 code for a protein of 192 amino acids. Lineage: Eukaryota; Oomycota; Saprolegniomycetes; Saprolegniales; Saprolegniaceae.